CACUUGCAUAUUUAAUGCUCGUGUAGUCUAAUUGCUCGGUGUAGUCAGUCAGUGGACCAUCUUACCUGGCCUCACCUCUAUCCCUUCUUACUACCAAGAGAUUCUCGGGUAAUAUCAAUCUCGAUUCCGUCGUCCAUCAUGCGUUUCAACGCAGCUAUCACUGGCGCCCUCGUCUCCUCGGCCACUUUGAUGGGCCAAGCUCAUGCUGAGGAGACUGAGAAGAAGGCCGACGCUUCUUCGCUCGUGGAAAAGCCUACCUUCACCCCUACUACCAUUGAAGCUCCCUUCCUCGAGCAAUUCACCGCCGAUUGGGACUCGAGAUGGACUCCCUCUCACGCCAAGAAGGAGGACUCCAAGGCGGAGGAGGAUUGGGCCUACGUCGGUGAAUGGGCUGUCGAGGAACCUACCGUGCUCAACGGCAUGGUUGGCGACAAGGGUCUGGUUGUCAAGAACGUCGCAGCUCACCAUGCCAUCUCUGCGAAGUUCCCCAAGAAGAUCGACAACAAGGGCAAGACUCUGGUUGUCCAGUACGAGGUCAAGCCACAAAACUCCCUUGUUUGCGGUGGUGCCUACAUGAAGCUCCUCCAGGAGAACAAGAAGCUCCACGCCGAGGAGUUCUCCAACGCUACUCCCUACGUGAUCAUGUUCGGUCCCGACAAGUGUGGUGCUACCAACAAGGUUCACUUCAUCUUCCGUCACAAGAACCCCAAGACCGGCGAGUACGAGGAGAAGCACAUGACCGCGCCUCCUGCCGCUCGUACCUCCAAGCUCACCUCGUUGUACACUUUGAUCGUCAAGCCCGAUCAGUCCUUCCAGAUCCUGAUUGACGGCGAGGCUGUCAAGAACGAAAGAGAUCGACGACCCAAGGACAAGAAGCCCGCCGAUUGGGUCGACGAAGCCAAGAUCGCCGACCCGGAGGCCAAGAAGCCUGACGACUGGGAUGAAGACGCUCCAUAUGAGAUCGUGGAUGAGGAGGCGACUAUGCCCGAGGACUGGCUAGAGGACGAGCCCACCAGCAUUCCUGACCCCGAGGCCGAGAAGCCUGAGGACUGGGAUGACGAGGAGGACGGUGACUGGGUUCCUCCCACUGUUCCUAACCCCAAGUGCAACGAAGUCUCCGGAUGUGGCCCCUGGACUCCUCCCAUGAAGAAGAACCCCGCCUAUAAGGGCAAGUGGACCGCUCCUUUGAUUGACAACCCUGCCUACAAGGGCAUCUGGAAGCCUCGCAAGAUCCCCAACCCCGCCUACUUCGAGGACAAGACUCCUUCUAACUUCGAGCCUAUGGGCGCUGUUGGUUUCGAGAUCUGGACCAUGCAGAACGACAUUCUUUUCGACAACAUCUACAUUGGUCACUCCGUUGAAGAUGCUGAGAAGCUCCGCAAGGAGACCUUUGACCUCAAGCACCCCGUUGAAGUCGCUCUGGAGGAAGCCUCCAAGCCCAAGCCCGAGGAGAAGGCUGCCACUCCCAGCGUCAGCUUCAAGGAGGCCCCAGUGACAUACGUUCGUGAGAAGGUCGACUACUUCGUGGGUCUUGCCAAGCAAGAUCCCAUCAACGCUGUCAAGCAAGUUCCUGAGGUCGCCGGUGGUCUGGGAGCUCUCCUUCUGACCAUGAUCCUCAUCAUUGUGGGCGCUGUUGGAGCCAGCAGCCCUGCCCCUGCCGCCGCCGCUAAGAAGGGCAAGGAGGCCGCCUCUGCCGCCAAGGAGAAGGCCAGCGAAGCCGUCAGCUCUGCGGCCGACACUGCCAAGGGCGCAGCUACCAAGCGUAACACCCGGUCGUCUGCCCAGUAAAGCAGAUGUGCCGAUGCUUGGGGAGGAGACAGGGGAUAAUAAACCAUCAAGCCAAACGCUUAAGAAUGGGAAAAGAAGACGUUGAAGAUCCCAAUUUUAUAUUUAUUGCAGCGUUCAAAUUAUCGUUGUACUCUGAUAUCCUUGGUUGUUCAUGGUAGGUAAGGCAAGACUUCUUGAGAGAAGAUGGCCACCUGUGACGAGAUAUGAGAACAAAAGAAGACCAUUGCCAACUUCCGAAGGGGUGGUAGAUGCGAUGGAUUCUGUAAACUAGUAUUCAAUUUGAGAUGGCAAAUUUCAUCAGAUCUCAGGUCUUAGCCAUAGUGGGCCUUCAAGAUGCCACAUUAUCCGUGCUACAAGUAAUACAAACGGACCCUCGA
Molecule: messenger RNA, 2165 nt
Organism: Aspergillus novofumigatus IBT 16806
Lineage: Eukaryota; Fungi; Ascomycota; Eurotiomycetes; Eurotiales; Aspergillaceae
Gene: clxA
Product: calnexin
Exons: 7
Coding region: 139-1788 (549 amino acids)
Biological process (GO): protein folding
Cellular component (GO): endoplasmic reticulum; endoplasmic reticulum membrane
Molecular function (GO): calcium ion binding
Source: RefSeq, a predicted model, not a curated record